AUGACAACAAACGGGAUUCUGCGACCGCUGCUGAGCGGCGCUCUCUGGCGUCAGCAUCAGCAAGCGCUGGACGGCGCGACGUGGGUGUGCGCUGCGGCGGCAGCGACCGCAGCUACGCCGGUGGCGGGCUGGUGGCCCUCACAGUUAGCAGCAGCAGGCGCGUGCGCCCAUCAGCACCAGCAGCAGCGGCACAAGCACACCGUGAAGGUGGUGCUGCUGCAGGACCACCCCAAGCUGGGCGCAGCUGGAGAGGUGGUGUCAGUGAAGGCAGGCUACGCGCGGCACAGCCUGUAUCCCUCGAGAAUCGCAGACUACGCGGUGCCGGGCGUGCUGCGGAAGAUGCGGGAGCAGGGGCUGCUGCGGGGUGAGGGCGAGCAGCCCGCCCGCGGGGCGCCCCGGAGCGCGGCGGCGCAGGGCCUGCUCACCGGCGGGGGCGCCGCUGCGGGCGGCGACAAGGCGGCGCAGGAGCUAUCGCAGAUCCUCCACGUCCUGUCUACACAGAAAGUGGUCACGCGGCGGCGCUACCAGCGGAAGACGGAGGAGCAGGGCAUGAUCAAUUCGGUCGGGAGGCGCACCAUCGCCGCGGCCGUGCGGGACCAGCUGCACAUUCACCUGCCUUGGGACGUGAUCAUGCUGGACGGCCCCAUCACUGAAUACGGGGAAUUCAAGGUGCCCCUGAACCUGGCGGCACCUGACGGCCAGCAGGUGGAGCUGGAGCUGGAGGUCAUCAAGACACGCCGCAUGUGA
Molecule: messenger RNA, 747 nt
Organism: Monoraphidium neglectum
Lineage: Eukaryota; Viridiplantae; Chlorophyta; Chlorophyceae; Sphaeropleales; Selenastraceae
Exons: 5
Coding region: 1-747 (248 amino acids)
Biological process (GO): translation
Cellular component (GO): ribosome; mitochondrion
Molecular function (GO): structural constituent of ribosome
Source: RefSeq, a predicted model, not a curated record